CGAGCACACUGAGAGAAAACCAGAGAGCAGAGAGAUGUUUCUGUCAGCCCGGCCUCUGCCCCCAACGGACAUGAUAGAAGAGCAAACAGAGCGAACGGCACAUGCAGAGGAGGCCGAAGAGGAACGUCUCCAGGAUCAGCAACAUGAGACACACAAGCGCACUCCUUCCUCCGAGGGCCUCGGCUCCGGGUCUGUCUCCUCCUUCACCUCGGCCUCUUCCUUGCCCCGGUCGAGACACAGUCGCCCUCACGUGUAUGAAAGCACCUCGACUCUGCGGAGGAUCUCCUCUCUGCUCGCCGACAGCGAGAACCAAAGCACCGGAGACGGCGACGAAGAGAGCAGCCCCCCGUCGUUGUCUGUGGAUGUCUCGCCGGGGCGCCCUGAGCCGAUGCUGACACCAGAUGGUGCCACAGACCUCAUUCCCCUCAGCAAUUUGAACAGGGCCUUUACGGUAGAGCUGGGGCUGUCGGCAGAAGAGGGAGAAGAUGUUUUCUCAAGUGAGGACUUCAUCGGCAUUGACGCAGUUUCCACACCCUUUCCUCUAGAUAUGAGGAUCAAUUCCCUCCGUCAGCUGUGCAGUGCUGGGCUCAUCCCUCCCCUCCCUCAGCCACAGGCGGAGGGUCUCGGUGUCCUCUCGCCUGACUUUGGUGUCAUUGACCUGUGGAGCACUGUGCUGCCACAAGAGGAGCAGUCAGGCUGCAUCCCUCCUCGGGUUUUUAGUUUCAGUGAAGCAACUGAAUCUGACUGUUUUGUGGAUGAGACACUUGAGCAGAAAGCAUGUGAGCACCAGCAAGAGGAAGCGGUGGGACGCUUCCCUCGAGGUGUCUCCUGUUCCCUGCUGACGGGCCUCCACCACGGCCCCCUGUCCGAGGAGCCUGUAGCCAGUGGCAAGCAGGACAGCAGCUCCGCCCUCAGCCCUGUGCGCAGCUUGAUUUCGAAUAGCUCUGCUCCUUCUGAAACCACCGACGAGAGCCCCCACAAAGCCCGACUAAAGACGGAUGAGACCUUUGUCCAGAGCGCCACUGCCAGGCUGGAUCAUUGCAAAGUGGGCUGCUGGUGGAAACAGGACACUGAGACCUGCGGAGCCUCCAGUGGCCUCUUAUCUGCUGCAGAACCAGCAGCCGCUUUCACAUCAGAUAAUCCUCUCGUUUUACGUCGGCCACAUUCAUACAGUCUGCUCACCUUUAUGGACAAAAGAGAUGGCAAACAGGCGGACAAAGAGGAGCCUGCAGGUUGGAGUUCUGGGACGGCGUCACAAGGCGCCAUACGAAAUGGAAGAAUGCGAUCGAGGAAAGGGAAACGAGUGAAGAGGGCAUGAAGUGUCUGAGGACAGACUGAACUGAAAGAGAAAUAUAUUUUUCUCCCAUCAUGUCAAGUCCUUAAAUUCUUCUGCUUCUGAAUCUUUGAUUAAUUGACAUAAGUAAUACUGUAGGGGAUGAAGUCAUCACAAAAUGAACUAAGGGAUUAUACUACGGGUUUGAUGAUCACCGCUAAGGACUUUCCCCUCUGGUGUGGUCCAUCUCUUCUUCCUCCUCAGUCACCGGGUCAGAUUGUUCUGACGGCUCCCAGGGACAUUGUCCUGCCACGCCCUUUUUCAUCCACUGUAACACCACGUGUGUCGAAAACACCCACUCCUUAAUAAAUCUCUCAGGAAUUAUUAAUGACACCUAAAUUAUUGAAUAUUUUGCCAAUUAAAGAUAGAAAAAAAAAUAGAUACUUCCGGGUGACUUUAUCUGAUUUCACAACGGUUUGGUCAACGUUACAAAGUAUGUCAGUCCAUUUGGAGCGUAAAAAGAACUGACUGGUCUCCUUGGAAAUUAUUCUGCACUUUAAAUUCUUCACUGGUUUCCUGCUCUUGAAAAAGGGAUGUUUGCUUUGCUGCCAUUGCAUCUCAUGAAAAUUAGAUGACCUCCCAGUGCUUUCUGCCGCCCAUCGCUCCACAUAUUUGCUCAGAGCUAAGGGACUGCAUUUGAGUUAGCAUACUCCUCCCUCCCUCCCUCCCUUCCUCCCUCCAUCCCUUCCUUCCUUCCUCCCUCCAUCCCUCCAUGUCUUGUUCUGGGGGUGAAUAA
Messenger RNA from Scophthalmus maximus (turbot), 2069 nucleotides. RefSeq lists its product as uncharacterized. The transcript is spliced from 8 exons. NCBI's taxonomy places the organism in Eukaryota, Metazoa, Chordata, Actinopteri, Pleuronectiformes, Scophthalmidae. Bases 35 to 1318 code for a protein of 427 amino acids. The record is from RefSeq and is a predicted model, not a curated record.